AUGGCGACGAAGAGGAAGAACCCCAGUGGGCUGAUACUGCUCCAGUUUCACCGCCCUACGUUCAACUUGAACAAGACCUCGAUCCCACAAUUGACGCCUGAGUCGAGGAGGUGCAUACAGACACUCGCCGCGUACCGACGGCCGAAGUCGCGGCUGCGGUAUCCCAAGUCGAGGAGCGCAGCGGUGCUCGUUGCACUCUUUGUCGGAAGAAAUGGGGACUUGUAUGUUCUCUUGAGCAAACGGGCAGCUCAUCUCCGCACAUACGCCGGCGAUACUGCACUUCCCGGUGGCAAGUGGGAGCCGCGGGACAAGAGCAUCGAGUGGACUGCGAGAAGAGAGGCUUUUGAAGAGAUCGGGUUACCACUAGACUACCAGAAAGUACCCACGUUGUGCAUACUCCCUCCACACCUGGCAGGCAACAAGUUGAUCGUAACACCCGUGGUCGUGCUCGUGUUAGACAACACAUUACGGCCGAUCCUGAACCAGGCCGAGGUUGCGUCACUGUUCUCCCACCCGCUCAAGUCGUUUCUGCACUCGGAGCCGCCGUUCCCGGCAGAACAGGAGUCGCUCGAGGUCCAGUACCACAGCUACUCGGACUUCCCGUCCGUCGCAGGCCACACGCGCAUCCACACCUUCCUCACCGGCCGCGAGGCGGGCGGGACGAAGCCCGUGUUUGGGCUCACAGCCUCGAUCUUGAUCGAGGUCGCGCAGGCGGGCUACGGGCGCGCGCCGGACUUCGAGGCGUACGCGCCGGACCAGCCUGCCAUGGAGGCGCGCAUUGGGCACGCGCUCCGGCACGACCCCGUGUUCCGCGCCGCGGAGCUCGCGGAGGGGAUCGAUCCUGACAAGACGCCAGCGCCCGCGGUGGGCCCGCGACGGAGGGCGAGGCGGGCGGUAGGGGCGAACGCGACGGCGCAGAAGGAGGUGGAGAGACGCGAUGGGCCGACGACAGCAGGCACGGGCUGGGGUGGCAGGCUGCGCGCGAAGCUGUGA
Epithele typhae is the source of this 993-nucleotide messenger RNA. RefSeq names its product NUDIX hydrolase domain-like protein. Bases 1 to 993 code for a protein of 330 amino acids. The transcript is spliced from 8 exons. The record is from RefSeq and is a predicted model, not a curated record. Lineage: Eukaryota; Fungi; Basidiomycota; Agaricomycetes; Polyporales; Epitheliaceae. Gene Ontology annotation, molecular function: coenzyme A diphosphatase activity; acetyl-CoA hydrolase activity. Gene Ontology annotation, biological process: coenzyme A catabolic process.